Bactrocera dorsalis (oriental fruit fly) is the source of this 6381-nucleotide messenger RNA. It is a transcript of the gene Teh2, whose product is annotated as protein tipE. Gene Ontology annotation, biological process: regulation of sodium ion transport. Bases 199 to 1086 code for a protein of 295 amino acids. Gene Ontology annotation, molecular function: sodium channel regulator activity. Lineage: Eukaryota; Metazoa; Arthropoda; Insecta; Diptera; Tephritidae. The record is from RefSeq and is a predicted model, not a curated record. The transcript is spliced from 5 exons.
AAUAUAGUACACACAAACAAAUAACUGAACCUAUAAAUAGCGAUCGUUAGUAGCGCACGAACAAUCGAAUCCACAAACACACACACAUACAAACCUACAAACGACGAAUAGCUGUAGUCAAGACACAAACCGUGUAACGUACCACAGACACACUAACAGCAGUCGUCGUGUGCAGAGAAACGAGUAUAGCGCAGCAAGAUGAAGAAAAGUUCGACCGCUACGACAACAAUGUCGCUACCGACCAGUCCGACAAUUUCGGCGCACACCAUUACCGGCAGUAAGCUAAGUUUAAGCAGCACAAAGACAGCGACUUCGGGGCGUUCGAGUCGCUCGAGCAUGCAAUCGCCACAGAAGAAAAAGAGCGAUCUCGAAUUGGAGUCGAUAUUAGAGAAGGCGAAAUUUUACACAUCGUUGUGCCUUGGAACCACUGCAAUUCUGUCGGUUUUUGCCUUCCUCUUUUUAAUACCAUUCGUCGUGGAUCCAGCAAUAUCGACGAUAAUUGCCGAUUAUGAUCCCGUACCAGUUACAUGUAUUGUCAUUGAUCAUGUUUACGCGGAAGGCAUAAGAAAUUGUUCGUGGAGCUCGUGCCGCGAGGGCUGCACGUCAUCACUCACCAAGUGCCAUCAGUUGUACGUCAACUACACACGCAUACCAUUCAUCGAAUGGGAAAAGAAUCCACGUGAACUGGAUAAGGUGCAAUGGGACGUCAGUUAUACGAAAUUUCUCAUCAAUUCGGAAGGUUGCGGUUAUCCGCCCACAACGAAUUGCAGUGUCUUUGCGCGCCAAUAUGGCUACUCGCACAUUGGCGAACCGUUUCCCUGUUAUUACAGUCGUGCCUACCCAGAAGUGGUGAUCGGUCGCUACUCGUGGGAGAACAACUUGUAUCAUCUCGUGCUGUCGCUUAUCAUACCGAAUGUUCUAUUCGCCAUUUCGAUUGGUGUGCUCAGCUAUUGGUACUGCCCCUGUUGCGACAAAGCAUGCAACAAAUCAUCACGGGUCUAUGCGGAGAAGUUUCCCUCGAAGGAAGAGAUUGUUAACUGCAUGAAUUGCAAACCGGAGAAAACGUUAUCCCUCAGUAAUUUUUAAGCGAAAUCUAUGCAAGUGCCUAUUGAAACCGUUUGAUAUGAAUUUAAAUAACCGUUAAACGCAAAAAAAGCUUUAAAAAUAUUACAACAAUACAGUAAAUUGCAAAUUUUUCGAACAAAAAUAAAUAUUGUCAUAAACUUUUCGAUUACUCGCGCACAUUUUUUAACCCUUGCUAGCUAAAUAUUGAGAUAUUGAAAUUUUAGAUAAAAACUACUAAUUUAGCAUGUAGUACGCGUAGUCUAGUUAAAUGGCACUUAUUUGAAAGAGUAGCGCACACAAAUUUAUUAAAAUAUAAAGUAGAAAACUUGUUCUUGACAAUUAGAUUUGUGAGCGAUAAAUUCACAUUUAGUAGUAGUUAGUAUUUUCGAAAGAUUUUUUGGUAUAAAUUUCAACUUACGUCGACGUGGAGUCAAACUCUGCGCCAAAUUAUUAUCUAAAAGUGAAAUUGUUGUGUGAAUGAAGGACGCCAUCAGCUUUUUCAUAAAUUGGUUGACUUAAAAUCAGCUGGUCCAAUGACGUCACGUUAGCCUGACAAUUUCAGAUAUUACACUUUGCUAACCAAAGCAAUUGCUCAGGUCUAAUUACUAUCGCAUAUCACUGUCAUGCAAACUAACAAAUCGAAAUCAAGUUCUUGAUUGAUGUAAAAUCAGCUGCUACAAUGACGUCACGUUAGCCUGACAAUUUCAGUUAAUAUCUCUUUGCUAACCAAAUUCUCUCUAAGUAGUUUGUGUGUACAUUUUAAAUUAAAUUUUAAUAAAAAAUAUUAACUUAUUAACUUAAAUCAAAAUUAUUAAAAUUAAAUUCACUCAAAUUAAAUUUAAAGCUUUGGUUUUUUCUUGCAUCAGAAAAUUAAUAAAAUUAGAAAUCAAAUAAUAUAUUUGAUAAAUUUGGCAAACCCUAACAAUACUGUUUAUUAAAAUUCCAAUUUCAACUUAUUUUGAAAUUUUUUGAAAAAAUUUGUUGAAAAUUAAAUAAAAAAUUUAAACAAUUUUAAAUAUUUUUUUUUUAUUUUUUUUAAUUAAAUUUUUAAUGUUUUAUGGUUAUUUUAUGACAUACUCUUUAAAAAUUUCUUAAACCACAGAAACAUUUUUUUGGAAAUUUUAAAUGUUACGUUUAAUAAUAUAAAAAUUAACAACUACUCUUUAUUAACUUUUUAGUUAAAAAUAAUUUUUCAACUUUUUAGACAUUUCGUUGAAAUUUAUGUUCAAAGUGAGGUGACAACUCCAUCUAUUUAUAUACGAUCUAGUUCAACAGCUUUUGAGAUAUCAGUUUGAAAUUUCGUAUACCUUCUUUUCUCCUCAAUAACACGAUUAUUUGUUGCAAUCAGCGGUGUCGGAUUACCAUACCAUAUAGUUAGCUGCCAUACAAACUGAGCGAUCGGGUUGAGUUCCUUGUAAGAAAAACUCUUUCAUUUGGCAAGAUAUCGUCACGAAAUUUAGCAUAAAAUAUUUUCCAAGAAUAUGCUACAGUCUCCGAGUAAAUUGUUCAAAUCGGACUACUAUAGCAUAUAGCGCCCAUACAAAUUGAGCGAUCGGGUUGAAUUCCUUGUAAGAAACCCUCUUUUAUUUGGCAAGAUAUCGUCACGAAAUUUGGCAUAAAAUAUUUUCCAAGACUAUGCUACAAUCUCCGCAUAAAUUCUUCAAAUCGGAUCACUAUAGCGUAUAGCUGCCAUACAAAGUGAACGAUCGGAAUGAAGUGUUUGUAUGGAAAGUUUUUCAAUUAGAAGACAUCUUCUCCAAUUUUAACAUGAAUAAUUGUCUUAUUUUGCGAUAUCGGAAAAAAUUAUUCAUAUCGAGUCACUAUAGCAUAUCGCUGUCAUGCAAACUGACAGAUAAAAUUAAAGUUUUUGUAUGGAACCAUUUCAUUUGUGAACGAUAUUAUACCUUCGGUGCACAGAAAUAAACGUUUUUUCUUGUUAUUUUUUAUUAAACAAUUUUUGUCUUCGCUAUUUUAAUUAGAAAUAUUAUAUCCAAAACUUGUUUUUAAAAUACUAUAAGUUCAAAAAAACACAAAUAUAUAUAAAUUUGUGAUUUUCUUUUAACUAAAAAACACUUUCGUAAAUGUCUGCCUGCGGUAGUAUUAGUUUUUCGAAUCGUGUCUCUUAUUCCAAUGUCCAUAAAUGUAUUUUUGAUAUUCAGCACGUUUUUAAAACUACUUGCAUAUUUUAGAUUAUUAUAGAUUUUAGAUAGUAGAAAAUGUUCGUAACUUUUUUCCAGAAAUUCCAAAAUUUAUUACUUGAAUGUUACAAAAUGCAUGCAAACCCGUAGACUUGUACGAUUGGUCUGCCCCCCGUUUCAAAAACGCACGGGCAGCAAAUUUGCCUGAUUUUCGCAAACAACAAAAAAGCCCACAUCACAAACACCACACAAAAGAAAUAACGAAAAAAAAGAAAAAUAAAGAAAGCACACACAGUUUUUCAUUCAUUCAUUCAAUUUCCGUUGUAGAAAACUUCUGUGUCAAAGUGACGACGAAGAUGACAUGGAAUACUAGUGAACUAGCGAGUCUAGUGAAAGGCUAGAUAUACUCGUAGCAUUAGAAAAGCUGCUUACACAACAACAACAGCAAGAAAUCGUACUCGUACACGUAUUCGUAUUCGUAGAAGGAGUACAAUGUAGAAAAUCGAUAGCCACAUUUUGUAUUCGUACACAACAGUUACAAAUAAAUAAUAAUAUUUAUCUACUACGCUCAUACACAUAGUACUUAUAUAUACACUUACAUACAUACAUAAAUGUAGCUAGUUAAAUAUGGCGAUGUGUAUGUACCCUAUACAUACAUAUUUAGGACUCAUUAUAGCUAAACGCAUUCGUAUGUGUAUUACAGCAAUGUGCAUACAUACAUAUAGUAAUAUGUGUAUUAGGGUGAGGUUGCAGUUUUUGUGCUAGAAAUAGCAUUAAAAUGUAAACAAGCGCUUUUAAGUUUCAUUUUAAACCGUACCCAAAUCAUAUUUAUUUUCCUAUGACAUGGUGAAUGAUUUUUUGAAAUUUCAACUAAGAAAUUAAAUCUACAAGCUUUAAAAAUUGAUAUUCCUAUACAAAAUUUUCUGCGCCACAAAAAAGGUCUGAAUGACUUUUUCCAUUAUAACAUUCAUUUAAAAGUUAUACGUAGUCAAAGUUAAGCAUCAAAUGUAAAGAGCGCUCAUAGUCCGACAGUUGGGUCUAAGUAACCGGAACGGUCCAAGAUUUUUAUCUAGCUAAGAACUGUCAACUUGACACAAUCCCUCGAAAUUACUUCAAGAAUGUUUUCUGCCGCUACUACAACAACAACAAGUGCUUAUAUAUAGUAGUGAUUUAUACACUAUGCGUUGCUCAUACGACAUGGUGUACAUUUGAUGCAUAACUUGAAAUGCAUAGAACUUUUGAUGGUACAUUUUCAAAAAUUCAGCUUGUGAAAUAACAUACACCCUAAUACAUAUGUAUGUAAGUAUGUAUGUUCGUCUACGCAUUUGUAUACCUACAUAACAGUAUUCGCAAUUUGCAAAGUAAAUAAUAAAAAAAUUGACAAUUCGUACUGUUCUCCUCCGCCCCCAUAGCGCUAAACACAAGAGCAAAGCAAUAGUCUGCCGCAAAUUCAAUAGUAUUUACAUAAGUAUGUAUGUAUUAUGCUUAUUGCAAACUCCAGAGCAGUAUUUGUGCGAUUUAUUUGUUAAAGCUUUUAGUAUUCUUUUCGAAUUUGCAAUUGCACUUGAAGUAAAACUUGAUAUGCAAAUGCUAAAGCACGAUAUGUAAAAUAGAAAAACCAAAUAUAUAUAUAUAUAUAAAGUUAUAACAUAAAUUAUUGUAGGGCUUGUUUUGCAUUUAUAUAAUUAAUAUAAAAAGUGUCAUACAAAUAAAUAUAAGCUAAGUACAACACACAUAUGUAUGUUUGUAGCAUAAGAAAGUACAUAUGUAAGUACGGCGACAGCUUUAUUUCAACAAAAAAAAACAGAAAACAAUACAGCAAUUCAAAAUAUAUUCGUAUAUAUGUAUUAAAAUAGCGAACUAAACACUUUUCUAAUAACAAGUUUUGAAUUUAUGAAAACUCUUUCGAAAAAGCUUUUUUUCGCGCAGCAAACGAAAGUACCGGAAGCGAAUGUAAGCUUAAAAUAAGUUGUUUUUCGCUCUGCAAAAUACUAAAGCGAGUGCAACUUCUAAAAAAAGCUUUUUUCGCAAAACGAAAGUAUCGACAAUUAAUGAAAGCUUGAAAAAAGCUUUUUUCGCACUGAAAAUGAAGUAUCGAAAAUUAACGAAAGCUCGAAAAAUGUUUUUUUCGCACAGAAGACGAAAGUAUCGAAAACUAAUGAAAGCUCGAAAAAAGCUUUUUUGUAAAAGUGAAAGCUGCACAUUUCGUUCUAAGCAAUUUUGCACUGAAAUACAUCACAUCAGCUGCUGUUUAAGUUUAGAAUUGCGAAAAGACAUAUAUUUUGUUGUACUGUGUAUUUUUGUUAGUAAACAAAUGUUUUGCUGAAAAUUCUAAAAAUUUGAAUUAUUGAACUAUAUGUUGAAUUUGACUUGAAAAAGUUAUUUAUAAAUACAUUGAAAGACAAGGAUUGUGAUAAUAGUCAUAAUUAUUAUAUGUUUUGUGUUCUCAGCGUGUUGUACCCUAGAAAAUCAGAAUUUGUUUAAAAUGUUGAAAAUGUUGUAAGUAAUGUAGGAAUGAAAUAAAACACGCCGAUUUGCUGUGUGGGCGUUGAAUAUCAGCAAAUUAGUAAAUGAAUUGCAAAAUAUAUACUUGAUAAGGUUUGAAUUGUAAUGUAAAUCGAAUUUGGCUUAAAGAGUUACUUAAGUUUAGACUAGUCAAAUAUGUAGCACUACAGUUAAGGUAAAAUGGUAAAUAUACUUAUGUAUCAUACUGUGUUAAACAAUAAUGCAAAAUUAACGACACAAACACACACACAAUUUUCAGUUUCGGCAAAUGUAUAAGCAAAUAAUAAACAUAUUAUACGAGUUUUCUUCCCAAAAAUGUAACUUUCGAAAAAUAUUUUGAAAAUUAAGAUUCUGUUAACACUAAAAAAGUACCUUCCAAAAACGAUUUUGAAGAAUAUUAUAAUUUGAACAAAAAUUUAUUUUAUUAGAUUUGUGCAAAAGCUUUAAUGCGCUUAGCAAUUCACUUGAAUUGAAGCGCAAAAAAAACAUGAAAAAUUGUAUAUAUAAAUAUGUGCUUAAAAAGCUUUGCUAAAACUGUGCGAAAAUUAAAUUUCCAUAACAUAAACUUAAUAGCAGCCCAUUAAGCUAUAUAAAAACAAUUAUUGCAAUAAAGUGGUCCGAAUUUGGUUUAUUUAACAGCUUAAAAAGUGAAAGCUUAAAAUUUUGUGUAGAA